This is a messenger RNA of Chrysochloris asiatica (Cape golden mole), 1041 nucleotides long. It is a transcript of the gene CENPL, whose product is annotated as centromere protein L. The transcript is spliced from 4 exons. The record is from RefSeq and is a predicted model, not a curated record. The coding region runs from base 1 to 1041 and encodes 346 amino acids. NCBI's taxonomy places the organism in Eukaryota, Metazoa, Chordata, Mammalia, Afrosoricida, Chrysochloridae.
AUGGAUACUUAUGAUGACUCAGAAUUGACUCCUAGUAAAAGUGCAUCUUCGAAGCUUAAGGAAUACUCGAUAGGUGCUACUCCUCUGCAGAAACGAUUAGAAUCAGUCAGGAAGCAGACGACAUUUGUCUCAACUCCACAUCGAAAGAAAAUUCUUCAGUGCUCACAAUUGCAGGAAGAUGUUGACCCUCAAAAGAUUGCGCUCCUUCUACAUAAGCAGUGGACUUUGUAUAGUUUAACUCCCUUAUACAAAUUCUCCUAUGCUAAUCUCAAAGAGUACUCUAGACUCCUAAGUGCGUUUCUUACUGCUGAGAAGCAUAAAGGACUUGCUGUGGAAGUGGGAGAAGACAUCAAUGUCAAAGUGAUUUUCUCUACCCUCCUAGGAGUGAAAGGAACACGAAGGGACUCGGAAGCAUUUCUUGUCCAGAUUUUGUCAGAAUCUCAACGGCCAGCUGGGAAGUUGGAAGAGAAAGUGUUAUGGACUGGUUGGUUUUGCUGUGUAUUUGGAGACAGUCUUCUUGAGACUGUCUCAAAAGAUUUCACUUGUCUACCCCUGUUCCUUGUAAAUGGAGCAGAGUCAAAUACAGCCAUAAUUGGAAACUGGUUUCAGAACACCUUUGACUGUUAUUUUCGUCCUUUAUCUAUCAAUGCGUUUAACCUUUCCUGGAUGGCUGCUAUGUGGACUGCGUGCAAAAUGGACUGUUACAUGGCUACUACUGAGUUUCUUUGGUCUGUACCCUGUAGCCCUCAAAGUCUGGACAUUUCUUAUACCAUACAUUCAGAGGAUGCAAAAGCUUUGUGGGACAGUGUCCACAAGACCCCUGGGGAAGUGACACAAGAGGAAGUUGACUUAUUCAUGGACUGCCUUUACUCACAUUUCCAUAGACAUUUCAAAAUUCAUUUAUCAGCCACAAGACUGGUUCGUGUUUCAACAUCUGUAGCUUCAGCACAUACUGAUGGAAAAAUAAAGAUUCUAUGUCAUAAAUACCUUAUUGGAGUGUUGGCAUAUUUAACAGAAUUGGCCAUUUUUCAAAUUGAGUGA